AUUCCAUUACCCUUAAAUUUUAGUGCAAGAGGGUUGGUCAAGUUACAGUAGUGCCACUGUUCGGUUGCCUAGACAACCAUACAGGACAAACAAACAAAACCCCAAAGUUAGUUAACUAAAUUUUAUUUGAAAGAAAGUAUACGAAAAUGUCGGACAAAGAUCUGGAUGCCAUUAUCCUGGUGACCCAACAGGUUGUGGGUAAAUACGUAAAGAAACCACCACUAACGGAGAAGCUGCUGAAGAAACCUCCUUUCCGUUUUCUCAUGGAUGUUUUCAAUAACUUUAUCAAGCAAACUGGCAAGUUUGAUGGAUUAUAUACGCCGGAGGAGCAAUUGUUCGAGAACAUAGGUAGUCGAGAGGAUAAAAUACGGUUCCUGCAGAAGAUGAUCGAUGCGACCAAGCUCAUUACUAAAAGGGACCUGAAAGUGCGUACCUCAAAAAUAGUUGCUGGCCAGGAGCCGGAGCUCACCAAUGAGCUUCUCCAGGCGAUGGCCAGUGUGGCGGAGAAGAACUUGGAGUGGGACAGUGCUGUUGACCAGGUAGUAAUUUCCCACAGCAAAACACCACUUGCCCUCCCGAAACCGUCGAAGGAAACUAAAAUUCCGAGCAAGAAUCCCUCACCGGCUGGGAAAGAGGAGGAUCCAAAGCGUCGCAAGGAGAAGCGCAUAUCGCCCCAGGAACAAAAAUUGCGCAAAGCCACCGAACCGGCGUCUCGAUCUUCGCCCAGUGAGAAGGACAAGGCAUCCCAGAAGAAGUCAAAGGUGCCCAAGGAUGACACCAAACUGAGUCGACAGAGCUCCAAGCAAAAGAGUCCUUCUCCUGUUAAACUAAUGUCCAAAGCCAAGAUACAGGUAUCCACAGAAAGCGAUAAUCCCAGCUUGUCCAUGUCGCCAGUAUCAGGAGAAGUAGCCAAGCAAACAGCUCCUGAAUCUGUUCCUGCUAAGCUAGCGGCGGAAUCGAUAUCCCCUUCAAAAACUAAGGAACCAUUGGUGCAACCAGUUCAGGAAUCUACACCGGCUCCAUUGGCUCCACCAGCUGAGCCUGAGAGUCGCAAAUCAUCCAGUAGAAGUCGCCGUUCUAGUGGCAGUCAUCACAGGCAACCAGAGCCGAAUCCUAAUGAGAGCCAAUCCCAGCCAGCUGUGCAGCCGUCGGAGGCUGUUUCCCCAGCCGAAUCCAGCAUCAACAACAGUGAUGUGAAGCGGGAGACUCCGAUCUCCAGGGAAAACUCAAAGGAGUCCAAUCCACGUCCCAGGACCUCACUUAGACCACCGUCCGCUCGACCGGCCUCCGCACGUCCUGGAGCUCCACGGCGUCGCAAUGUGGAAAUUGUACUUCAACCAAACGAUCAGAUCAAGAUGUCUGGGAUUAACGUUAAACUGGAAACUUUUGGGGAUCUCGACGAUGAUGGAGAGAAUCUGGUGAUCAUAGAAGACGCCAACUCGCAUGAUAUUGUUGAAGGUAAAGGAGCAGAGGAACCAGCUCUGGAGGGUCAGCUAGAUGCCCAGGGUCGAUUGGUUCAGCAGAUCUUGGAGACCCAAAAGGAAUUGGUUCACCAAAAUGCGGAGGUUGAGCCGCUACAAAGUCAAGCUGCCCGGCAGAGUUCCGCUCGCCAGGUGAACGACCUGCGCGAUGUGAUCCAAAGGGUGACAAAUUCAGUGAAUCCGCUGGGGAAACUGCUGGACUUCAUACCCGAGGACAUUGAUGCCAUGCAACUGGAGCUGACUAUGUGGCGCGACACCCACAACCAGGCCUCCAUGGAACUGAAACGGGAGCAGAGUCUUACUGCAUCCGCGACGGAGCCCAUGAAGCACCAGCUGCAGCAAAUCGAGGCCAGUAUUGCCGAGUAUCGGGAGCUCGUCGACGAAAGCCGCCAAAGGAUUCUGCAGAACAACGCCCGUAUCCUUAAAUUGAUGAGUGAGCAGUAA
Messenger RNA from Drosophila gunungcola (fruit fly), 1925 nucleotides. RefSeq names its product TRAF3-interacting protein 1 (gene IFT54). Lineage: Eukaryota; Metazoa; Arthropoda; Insecta; Diptera; Drosophilidae. The coding region runs from base 147 to 1925 and encodes 592 amino acids. Gene Ontology annotation, cellular component: axoneme; centrosome; intraciliary transport particle B. Gene Ontology annotation, molecular function: microtubule binding. Gene Ontology annotation, biological process: cilium assembly; intraciliary transport; regulation of microtubule cytoskeleton organization. The transcript is spliced from 4 exons. The record is from RefSeq and is a predicted model, not a curated record.